AUGUACCAACAAGAGCCAAACAAGGAUGAAGAGAUAGAUGAGGUGUUCUAUGAGCAGCUGGCGGAUGUUGUGCAAUCACCAGCACUUCUUCUCAUGGGAGAAUUUAACUCCACAUACAUAUGCUGGAAAUACAAUACAGCCCUGAGGAAGCAGUCUAGAAGAUUCCUGGAGUGCGUGGAAGAUAGCUUCCUGACUCAGGUGGCUAGUGGUGGGACUGGAUUUGUGGGCAGAGCCCUGACCCAUUUGCUUCAGAGCCAUGGUCAUGAGGUGACCCAUGUCUCUCGACAAGGGGGCAAGAAUCGCAUCAUCUGGGAAGAGUUGUCCCGCCUUGGACUGCCCCAGUGUGAUGCAGUGGUGAACUUGGCUGGUGAGAAUGUCCUCAACCCUUUCCGCAGAUGGGGAGAUGCUUUCUGCAAGGAAGUUAUCAGCAGCCGAGUUGAAACCACCAGGACCUUGGCCAAAGCCAUUGCUGAUGCUGACCAGCCACCCAAUGCUUGGGUCGUCGUCACCGGCGUAGGCUAUUACCGCCCUAGCCCCACAGCUGAGUAUACUGAGGAUAGCCCUGGAGGGAAUUUUGACUUCUUCUCACGCCUGGUGAGCUCCUGGGAAGCUGCAGCUGUCAUCCCUGAUGGUCCAACUCGUGGUGUUCUGGUGAGAUCUGGUGUAGUUCUGGGCCGAGGUGGUGGCGCAAUCUCUCAGAUGCUCUGGCCAUUCUGGCUAGGACUGGGAGGCCCCAUAGGGUCUGGGCACCAGCCAUUCCCGUGGAUCCACAUUCAGGACCUGGCUGGGAUCAUAUGUCAUGCCCUGGAGAAUGAGUGCCUGCAAGGGGUCUUUAAUGGUGUCUCCCCAUCUUCUCCUGAAACCUCCAACAGCACCUUCACUCAGGAGUUUGCUGCAGCCCUGGGACGCCCAGCCCUACUGCCAGUGCCUGCCUGGGCCGUGCGAGCUGUCUUUGGGGUCGAGCGGGCUGUUAUGUUGUUGGAGGGCCAGAAAGUGGUACCAAAGCGCACCCUGGAGAGCGGCUACCAUUUCAUCUUUCCUGACCUUUCUGCAGCUUUGAAGGACAUUGUGGCUUGAGCAUUCCUUGUUCAGGCUGUUUAGGGCCUUGUUUUUGUGGUUCCCUGGCUCAUAUACCUUCCCUUGGGUGAAAGAGGGUGUCUUUUCCUGUUCUGUCUUCUUUUGUGCAUCGCCAGUUUAGGAGACAUCCUUCCUAUUUCCAACUGCAAUCUCCACAUCACCUGCUUUUGGUGAAGGGCACGGACCUCUUUAAGGAUUGUGACCGCUGAAUAUGUCAUCUCUUCCACAACAUGUAUAUGAGCUGCUCACAGAGCACCUUGGGGGAAGGAUGUCUCUGCCCCCUGCAAAAGAGGUAUGCUAGCAGGGAAGAUUUUCAGGUGUUGUAACUCUUCUCCAUGUUACUGGAAGUCCCUCUUCCUGUUUUUCCCAAUGUCUUUCACCACAUGAUCACAAGAGACUUAGUUAAGCUCUUCCGUUUUGCUCGUCUCAAUCUGAUAAUAAAUUGUAAUUAAUUAAUUGUAAGCUUGUAAUUAAGCUAGGAGGGGAUCCAUUUGAGGGGAUACAGAGAGUGAUGGAUAUGGGUGACUUGGAGACCUUGCCUUCUCCUUUUUUUCAGGUAGAUUCAUGCUAGAGCAAAGGUGUCAGAACCUCCAGCUGACUCGGCCUGAGCAUCGUGCCCCUACAGGUGGAUUUGCAGGAUUCCAUAGUACACAAGGGUUUUCAUUCAUAGGUUUUCCUGCUUUAUGACAAGUGUGGGGUUAUUCUGGGUCGUGCCUGCGUGCACAAGGGGAAGGGUCUGGGGUGCCUGCGAGCACAGUGGGGGGGAUCCUGAGUUCCUGGGUGGGAUGCUUUGGCACUAUAUAAGAUGCUGUCACGCAGCAAUAAAUUGGCUUACGGCACAGAACGCUGGUCGUUGUGUCCGUUUGUCCCGGGGUUUUUGGUCGGGGUAUCCGACAACGAGUUACUACAAAUCACUGCUAGCAUGUACACAUGUGUUUAAUAACACAAGUAUAUUUAUCGAGCAAUUAUGAAUUAUUAUCAGGAAAACAAGUGUGUGUGUAUUUUUAUGUGUUUAUAUAUAACAAGUCAAUAGCAGUAGUCAGUAAUAAAGCAGUAAGCAUAUA
Molecule: messenger RNA, 2141 nt
Organism: Anas platyrhynchos (mallard)
Lineage: Eukaryota; Metazoa; Chordata; Aves; Anseriformes; Anatidae
Product: epimerase family protein SDR39U1-like
Source: RefSeq, a predicted model, not a curated record